Molecule: messenger RNA, 2965 nt
Organism: Boleophthalmus pectinirostris (great blue-spotted mudskipper)
Lineage: Eukaryota; Metazoa; Chordata; Actinopteri; Gobiiformes; Gobiidae
Gene: ndnl2
Product: necdin-like 2
Exons: 10
Coding region: 333-1163 (276 amino acids)
Cellular component (GO): nucleus
Source: RefSeq, a predicted model, not a curated record
UUUAUGGGCGGGGCGAGUUUUACGUCAUCAGUAAGCGACAUUGCACCUCUAGCGGGAAUUCGACUGUUUGGAAAUACGUUUUCUUAAAUAUUCUGACUAUAUUUUGUGAAAGUUGAUAAAGACACAGGUUAGUAAACGGGGACUGCAACAAGAUAACAAUUACAUCGCUUUGAAACGAGAAGAAACCGUAGAUGAGCGCUGGAACCGUGUUUUUGGAUGCAAACCGUCCAGAAAAGCUCUUCCUUAUUUAGCGUUACACGUUUCGUCCAACUUUUUAACUCAUCAGAGCGUUUAAAUGAUCAGAUUUAUGCUCGGGGCAAUCUAGAUCUACCAUGACCCAAAGGAAAAGACAGUCUAACACGCAGGGCGCCUCUCAAAGCAAGAGACGCUCUGAGCCGCUGGGGGAAGAUGAGAGUGACUUGGCUUUCAGUCAGCCCAGCACAUCACAGGUCCAGAGAGGCCUGGAGAGGUUCAACAGCACACAGAUGGAGCAGAUGACAGCGGAGGUGAUCCAGUACAUUUUGAUGAAGGACCAGAAGAAGAUUCCAGUCCGCAGAGCAGAUCUGGUGAAACAUGUGCUCAAAGACUACAAACACAUCUACCCUGAAAUCAUGAAGGGAGUGCUGCAGACGUUUGAUCAGGUGUUUGGGCUGAAGCUGGUGGAGAUCGACACAAAAAACCACCUGUACAUCCUGAUCAACAAACUGGAGCCACAGGAAGGAGCAGCACCGCUCCAAGGCCCUGCUAAUCCAAAGAUGGGGCUCCUCUUUGUCAUUCUGAGUGUGAUUUUCAUGAAACGUGGAGCUGUCAAAGAAAAUGUCAUUUGGAACUUGUUGAAGAAGCUGCAUGUGGAUCCUGGAGAAAGACAUGAACAGUUUGGAGAUGUGAAGAAGCUGGUCACAGAUGAGUUUGUGCGUCAGAGAUAUCUGGAGUGUGUGCGCAUACCUCACACGGAGCCGGUGGAGGUUGAGUUCCACUGGGGCCAACGGGCCGAGCUGGAGGUGUCUAAGGCAAAGAUCCUUCAGUUUAUGGGACAACUUCUCGAGCAGGACCCUCAGACGUGGAGCCAACAGUACAAAGAGGCCCAUGCCCCUCCCCCCUCCUCCCCCAGCACAUCGCAGCCAAACCCCAGGACCUCACAGUCCAACCACAGCCAGAGAUGAACUCCAGUCACACAUGAAUUUUUCAAUUUUUACUCUUCUCUCAGCAAUGAUAAAGUGGAACAAAACACUAAAUCCACUUUGUGUACCGUAUUUUCUAGGCUAUUAGGCACUCUGGAUUAUAAGACGUCAUUAAAUGGUCUAUUUUCGAACUUUUUUCACAAAUAAACUGCACUGGACUUUAAAGGAAACACAACAGUGUGAUGGGUGAGUGGUUUUGUUUGUUUGUUCGUUCACGGUGACUCUGGGCUUUGUUCAGUUGUGGCGUGUAGGGAGGGUGUGUCUGGGACCAACGGAUUGUCGAUUGUUGUGUUCACAGUGACUCAGUUCACUUUUUAGAAGUGGCACAUUGUACUCGCUUUUUCGGUUCGUUCCUCGUCCGCGUGGAGUGAUGAGUGUGGCUGUGGCUGUUUUUGGCUGUGUGGUCGCUGUCUGCUCCGUGUGUUUGCGUGCGCUGCGGCUUUGUAGUUUACUGAAGUCGUGCUGGGACACCCGAGUGGAUUCGUGUACAGGGCGCUCAGGAUUGCGGGGCGUGCGGUUGUUUUUUGAUGGGGUUAGAGGUUUAAGAGCGCGUCCAAUAGCCUGGAAUAUACGGUAUAUGGAGAUUUGAUUGCAUGAUCUAGUGUUCUUAGUGAUUUUUUUGACAACUUUAGGGCAGACUAGGUACAUUUGCAUAUUUCUGGUCAAAAACGUUGAAGUGAAGUUUGUGCUUCCUUCAGAGGCCUCUGCCGUUUCCAGUGGUGGGUGACAUCACUCAGGACUACCCUGAUUACAGCCACGUGUUCAGGUGUUAGUGGUUGCAGUCAGGACAGAGGCGUGUGAUGUCUACAUGAAACCGCAGUGGCCACUAGAGCCAGGACACACCCAUUUUUAUACAUUUUGGAUCACAAAGCUGCAAAGUUGCCCAAAAUGACUAGGAACAGUAGAUCAUGCUCUUAACACAGCAAAUACACAGCAAAGAAAGUGGAUUUGGUGUUUAGUUCCACUUUAAGUUAAUUAAUUUUUGUAUGUUAAUUUUGUAAUAUUUUUUGUUAUGCAAAGUUACACUGAGUUUUUAACCAAGUUCUAAUAUUUCACCAUCAAAAACAUGCUUACUUUAUUUCCAAUAUAGUUUCAGUCAUUCCCACACUACAGCUCACCAGCUUCAGUGCUUACAGCUACUGAUUUUAACCCGAUACACGUUGCACCACUGCUCUAUGUAACAGUAACAGUGAGUCCUUGCGCCCUCUGCUGGUGUAUGGAAGUUUACUGAGUCAUCUUAACCAUACACAUCUGGAGUUACACCGUGAAAAUAACAAGGCUUCUUAAACAUCCAAACUGAUACUUUGCACUGACUGGGGGUGUUCUACAUAUAUGUGUAUGACGGAAUGUUCAGCAGUUAUCAUGACAAGACAUUGCACACAUUUGCAAACACUAUCAAAAAAGUUUUGAGAUUGAAAGCUCAAGACAAAAUUGAUUUAAACAGCACAUUUUCAGGAGCCUGUGAGCAAUACGAGUGUUUGAGUUUCAACAAAAAGGUGGGAGUGACUGAAAAAGUGUUGGCUAAGGCUAGUUAAAUUCUUUCUGGUCGGAUUGUGCUGAAAUAAAGUUGAGACCGAGCAGUGCCUACAGUUAGCGUCAUACCCCCUGGGAAUGUUAACGACAUCAGCAAGAAGGUAUCGGUUGGUGCAUUAGGAAGAACCUUUGAACAUGUUUGGUUUUACACUUUAAGCUCAGUUUUGUGCACAGUGCCAUAAAUGACACACGUUUUCACAUUCAUUUUAUUGCACUUUUAUCAAAUUAAAUAUUCUGUAAAAACAUGAAAA